UUAAAUAGAAAGGGGUUUUUUAAUGUUAAUUUUAUUUAUUAAAUUUGUUUGCUGCCCAUCUCUCUCUACAAGAUUUUUAUUUAUUCAGUCAAUCAAUUUAUAUAGAUUAAGAAGUACUUAUAUUAGCUAGUAAUUUAUUUUUCAUUCAUUCAUCUCUGAAUAGAGUGAAUAGUUUUACCUGAUUUUUUUUUCAUUUUUCUCUACAGUGGAUAUGGCAUGAUAACAUGCAGUUCCUUCAGGAUAAGAAUAUUUUUGAGCAUACAUAUUUUGGAUUUAUGUGGCAGUUGUGUAGCAGCAUCCCCAGCACAUUACCAGAUCCAAAAGCAGUUUCUCUGAUGACAGCCAAGUUGAGCACUUCUUUUGUCCUUGAAACAUUUAUCCAUUCAAAAGAAAAGCCCACGAUGCUUCAGUGGAUUGAACUGUUAACUAAGCAAUUUAACAACAGCCAAGCUGCUUGUGAGGAAACACACUUUGAUCUGAGGAUGGAUCGUUCCUUUUCUUUGGCUGAAGUCCCAGCAGAGGCAUUGUCCAGCUUCCGGAGAAGGUCUAGGAGUGUUUUUGAAGGAGGUCAUCCCCAAAAAGUUGAUUCUGCUCUCCCUUCAUCUAUUUCCGGUCAGGAUUUGAGAGUGUUCCCAUGGAUUCCUGGAUACCAGCGGUCAGGCCCUAUAGAAUGGGAUGAAAUCAAGGAACAAGAAUUGUAG
Thamnophis sirtalis is the source of this 701-nucleotide messenger RNA. Lineage: Eukaryota; Metazoa; Chordata; Lepidosauria; Squamata; Natricidae. The record is from RefSeq and is a predicted model, not a curated record.